Trichoderma virens Gv29-8 is the source of this 999-nucleotide messenger RNA. RefSeq lists its product as uncharacterized. The coding region runs from base 1 to 999 and encodes 332 amino acids. Lineage: Eukaryota; Fungi; Ascomycota; Sordariomycetes; Hypocreales; Hypocreaceae. The record is from RefSeq and is a predicted model, not a curated record. The transcript has a single exon.
AUGGCUCCCCUCAACGUCAACUUCGCCUGCGCCCUUUAUGACCGCAUGGUCCCCCUCGCCAGCGGCGAAGUGCCCACUCCUGGUCUCAACGUCAACUUCGUCGAAGUCCAGCAUCCGCGUGACAUCUUCGACCGCAUGGUCGCCAACAAGGAAUUCGACGUCUCAGAGCUGUCAGCCUCAGAGUACAUCACACGUUAUGUCGCCGGCGACCGCAGCUUCGUCGCCAUUCCCGUCUUUGCGUCGCGCGUCUUCCGCCACUCCUUCAUUUGCGUCAACACAAACAUCAUUAAGAAGCCAGAGGACCUCAAUGGCAAGCGCAUUGGCGUGCAGCUGUACCACAUGACGGCUGCGGUCUACAUCAGAGGCAUCUUGAAGCACGAGUACGGCGUCGACUUGUCAACGAUCGAAUGGGUACAGGGCAAGAUGGAAACACCCGGGUCCCACGGCCAGCCGUCGGUACUACCGUUGCUGAAGCCCGUCAACAUCACCAAUAACACCGACCCGACUAAGUCGCUUUCAGACCUGUUGGAAUGUGGCGAGGUCGCUGCCACCAUUGGCGCAGACAUUCCCGAGUGCUUAGGUCGCGCGCCUCAUGUUCAGCGGCUGUUCCCCAACUUCAAGGACGUCGAGAGCGACUACUACAAGCGCACCGGCAUCUUCCCCAUCAUGCACCUAGUUGCCUUCCGCCGCGAAUACUACGAGGCAAACAAAUUCGUCGCAUCAGCAUUGUUCAAUGCUCUGGAGGACAGCAAAGAGAUUGCGCGCAAGAGGAUGGAAUCACUUGGUGCGUUGAGAUACAUGUUGCCGUGGCUAGGCCGAGAUCUGGUCGAGAUCAAGGAGACGUUUGGGGGAGACUGCUGGCCGUAUGGUCUGGAGGAGAACAGGAAGACGCUGGAGGCGCUGGUACAGUUCCUCUACGAGCAGAACAUGAUUGAGCGGACGGUGCCUAUCGAGGAGCUGUUUGCUCCGGUGCGACGCAUCAACUUUCGGAUUGGAUAG